Messenger RNA from Saccostrea cuccullata (small rock oyster), 1560 nucleotides. RefSeq names its product phosphatidylglycerophosphatase and protein-tyrosine phosphatase 1-like. Bases 55 to 609 code for a protein of 184 amino acids. Gene Ontology annotation, biological process: protein dephosphorylation. The record is from RefSeq and is a predicted model, not a curated record. Gene Ontology annotation, molecular function: protein tyrosine/serine/threonine phosphatase activity; phosphatidylinositol-4,5-bisphosphate 5-phosphatase activity; phosphatidylglycerophosphatase activity. NCBI's taxonomy places the organism in Eukaryota, Metazoa, Mollusca, Bivalvia, Ostreida, Ostreidae. The transcript has 4 exons.
AAGAUCUACUUUCACUUUCCAGUAAGCCACGGGCUUUCAUUUUACCUUUCGACAAUGUCACUGCUAACCAAAGUUUUGUUCUAUCCUACACUGGGCUACAAUAUUUUAAUGACUUAUGUAACAAGCAGAAGAUGGUAUGAUCGAAUUGAUGAGACAGUGAUCCUUGGUGCACUUCCACUUAAAAGUUGGAACAAGAUCUUGGUAGAAGAAGAAAAAGUUCGUGCUAUUGUCUCCCUCACAGAAGACAUUGAAACAGAGGGGCUAACAAACUCAGUCGAGGAAUGGGAAGCUAUGGGUGUUGAAGUACUUAAACUACCUACCCCUGAUUUUGUAGCCUCGCCCUCACAGGAAUACACCAACAAAGGGGUGUCAUUUAUUCUGAAGCACAGACGAAAACAAAAUAGUGUAUAUGUUCAUUGCAAAGCUGGAAGAACUCGUAGUGCAACAAUAGUGGCUUGCUACUUAAUGAAGGUGCAUAAGUGGAAGCCUGAAGAAGCAGUGGCGUUUAUACAGUCCAAAAGGCCCCACAUCUGGCUUCGAGACACGCAGAUGGACUCUAUUAACAUUUACUAUGACAACCUAAAAAAUCGCAAAAUUUCCGGGGCAUAACCAAUUUGAAUGCUUAUAUGAUUAUUAUUCAUUACUUUAAUACAUCUGUUAGGAUUGUGAUAAGACGGAAAAAAUGUGCUUUCCCCCGCUGGAUUUGCAUGUUUGAUUGCAUAUUGUCGGCACUAUAGACGACAUCCUGUGAUACCCUGCAAAAGUGAGACGCUUCUUUGCCUAUGAUAAUAAGUGAUGGUAAAAAGCGAUGCGAUGCAAUUUAUGAAAUUCAUUUUCUUAAAAAAUUUUUUUUCAAAAAAUUGUGCAUAAUGCAAGCAUAGACACCAGAAAUUUCUCUGUGUUCAAGCUUCAGCAAUAUGAAUCCAAGUUUAUUGUGUGGAAAAGUUAUGGUAAAUGUAUUAAACUUAUAAACGUGAUGACUUUAACUUUUCAAUCGUCAACUUCCCUUACUUAUGCAGCCAUAUACCUUUACCACCUGCAUACGUGGUUUAUAUGUCCCAUUUGAUUCGAUACGUAAGACAAUGCUCUACAUAUGAACACUUUUUAAAAACAAGGUAGGUUAUUGACAAUCAAGUUGAUGAAACAAGAAUAUAGAUUGUCUCGUUUACAGUCAUCAUUCGAAAGUUCUAUGGUUGAUACAAUGACCUUGAUAGCAAAUGCAAUUUAUCAGUAAAUCAAAUGCUACUGACGUUUACCAACUAAUGUUAAGCCAUUAUAUACACACUGGAUUGUCGACGGUUUUUUCCGAUCAUGACAAGGAGCACAUGGCGGGUGUGACCGGUCGGCAAGGGAGUUAAACCCUCCAAUGCACUUGACCACCUCCCCCCGAAUGUUUAGAGCUUUGUGUUUGCUCUGCCUCUGAGUUGUAUUGUUUAAUGAACGUUGGACUUUUAAUCUUUAAUACUGUUUGUUAUCAGUUUUUUCAGGUCGUAUGUAUUGCGACCAAUAUUUUUUUUUUCGGAAUUAAAUGAAUCAAAAUUAAAGCAAUCGUCUGACAUC